Messenger RNA from Thalassophryne amazonica, 1723 nucleotides. It is a transcript of the gene ccnb3, whose product is annotated as cyclin B3. Lineage: Eukaryota; Metazoa; Chordata; Actinopteri; Batrachoidiformes; Batrachoididae. Gene Ontology annotation, molecular function: cyclin-dependent protein serine/threonine kinase regulator activity. Gene Ontology annotation, biological process: regulation of cyclin-dependent protein serine/threonine kinase activity; mitotic cell cycle phase transition. Gene Ontology annotation, cellular component: centrosome; cyclin-dependent protein kinase holoenzyme complex; nucleus. The transcript has 12 exons. The record is from RefSeq and is a predicted model, not a curated record. Bases 212 to 1483 code for a protein of 423 amino acids.
GGCCCGCUGGGCUCGAAUUCCAGCCAAUGACGAGCAGCGCAGGAGCAGUACGUUCGUUUGAGCUGCGGUUUGUGAAGGGACCGAAAACAUUGGAGUUUUAUGGCAUUUAAGUGAACUUCUGACCGUGUUUCUCACUCACAAACGAAGCGAGUGAUCGAAACGCGGAGGAAUAGCAACUAAAGUGUGUUUUCAGAGGACAAAGGAAGAAGUCAUGCCUUUUUCGAGGGGAAAGAAGACCACAGUCACCGCUGGGAACAAGUUAUCCAAAGAGAAUAUAACAGAAAACCAGGAGGAUGGUCCACAUGUUAAAAGGUCAUCCUCUCCUCCUCAUGGAGCUCCGAAAAAGAGGACGGCAAUGGUCGACAUCACCAAUGCUCAUAAGCUUCAGGUCAGCCUUCCAGGGAAGAAGAAAGAACAGGUGAAGAAGCCAGUGAAGAAAAAUAUCACCUCCACUGUGUCGGCCAAGAAUCAAGCCAACUUGAAAAAGUCUUCCUCGGUGAGCUCCUCGGAAGGAAGCGCAACUGAGAAGGAACGAGUGGAGGAGAAAGGGGCCACACGGAAGGAUGUAGCGGCUCCAGUCAAAGAGCUGGUGCCUACGACUCCCCCUGCUAUCCAGGAGCAGCCGGCGUGCCUUCAGAAACCAGCAAUCCCAAAGGAGUUUGACAUAGAUGCCGAGAACGCACAAGACUGCUUCAUGAGUCCAGAGUACGCCAAGGACAUUUUUGACUAUCUCAAACAGAGAGAGGAGAAGUUUGUCCUCAGUAACUACAUGUCCAAGCAGCCCAGCCUCAACACAGAGAUGAGGGCCAUCCUGGUCGACUGGCUGGUGGAAGUACAGGAGAACUUUGAGCUGUUCCAUGAGACACUGUACCUGGCUGUGAAGCUGACCGAUCACUACCUGGCCCAGACACCCGUCCACAGGGAGCUGCUGCAGCUUGUUGGCUCAACCACCAUGCUCAUUGCCUCCAAGUUUGAGGAACGCAGCCCACCUUGUGUUGAUGACUUCCUCUACAUAUGCGAUGAUGCUUACAAGAGGGAGGAGCUUAUUGCCAUGGAGGCCAGCGUCCUACAGUCCCUGUCUUUUGACAUUAACAUCCCCAUCCCGUAUCGCUUCCUGAGACGCUAUGCUAAGUGUGUGAGUGCGGGCAUGGACACACUGACGUUGGCGCGGUACUACUGCGAGCUGAGUCUCCUGGAGAUGGAUCUGGUGCCUGUGAGAGGCUCGCUACUGGCCUCCGCCUGCCUGCUGAUGGCACUGGUCACCAAAAACCUGGGAAGAUGGUCGCCCAUCCUGCAGUUCCACUCGGGUUACCAGUCAUCCGAUUUGGCUCCGGUGGUCAGAAAGGUCCACUCGAUGCUUUUGGCGCCUCCUGAUGACAAACUGAAAGCCAUCAGGAGCAAAUACUCACACAAGGUGUUUUUUCAGGUGGCGACUCUGCCGGUUGUGGACAUCGUUCUUCUGGAGGAAAGCUUAUCUCAAUGAGACGAACGAACCCCAAAAGAAGUCAUUUUUCCUCUGAAUUUAACUUGUAUAUAUGUUGAUAUAUUAGAUAUUUAUACACAUGUAGUUCUUCAGCCUGUUGUAUUUUAUUGCAGUUGAUGGUUCAUUCUUGUUUUCAUAAAAAAGAAAAAGUUUUAAAAUGUGUGUGUUACUGUUAAUGAUUCUUACCGGAUGGCAAAGUUGUAGCAUUUCUGUUUCAAAAUGCUUAUAAAAAUAUUAAAA